Molecule: messenger RNA, 849 nt
Organism: Cornus florida
Lineage: Eukaryota; Viridiplantae; Streptophyta; Magnoliopsida; Cornales; Cornaceae
Exons: 1
Coding region: 1-849 (282 amino acids)
Source: RefSeq, a predicted model, not a curated record
AUGGAGAUCUUCAAUGCCCACAGAGCUUUUGUCAUCCUUUCUGUUCUCACCUCCUUCUCUUUCUUUCUCCUUCCUGGAUGUGCGUCAUCUCUAGCCGGAACCAUAGAAAGAACGUCGAAGCAGCAAGUCCUAGCAAGCCUCCCGCCAAGUCAUGAAACCAUGCCAACAUAUGGCUCUUCCCAGCAAUUCCUCACUUCACCAUCAGCAAAGUACGCUGCUUUUCUUGUCAGAACAGAGAACUCAAUUGGCGGAGGCGGUUUUGGAAACGACUUCUGUUACAUUCAAGUUCAACAAUCAGGCCAAAGUGUUUGGGAAUCCGAAUGCACCUCAGUGAGCAAUGCUGACACUUGCACACUAGUCUUCUCGGAUGCAGGCCUUGAGUUAUUCGAAGGGAGUCAUUCGGCUUGGGAUACAGGUGCUGAUGACGAGCAUUUGCAGACGUUGGACUUGCUUGAUGGUGGUGACAUGGAAAUAAGGGACAAAGAUGGCAAGCUGGUAUGGAAGACGAGCAAUACUCCUUCAGUGAAUCAAAAUUGUGGCUAUUUGGGGACUCCUGGAAUUGCUCCUGCAAUUGAAAAACAAUCUUUGGGCAACCAAGAGGUGGGUUAUACACAACAGAGUGAGAGCCAAAACCAGCCAUUCUCGAGUUCUAAUAAGCCAUUUUCUUCUUGCAACCGGCAUUUCCCGGGCUUUAACCAACCACUUGUCUCUAACAAGCAGCCUUUUGGGACUAAUAACCAACAAGGCUUGAGGAACAAAACUCCUUUUGAUAGAGGGGUUUCUGUGAAGAAGAAAUUCAGUGCUAGAGUUGCUUUGGUUUCUCUAAUUAGUUUGAUGUUUGCCUUCUGA